CCAUGGCCUCGAUGUUGUCUUCUCUGGUUUCUCUACUGUGCAUGUGCUUGACUCAGUGGCUGGUUGUGUUUACGGUUGCAAAACCCAUCCCCAAUGGCUUCUCGGUGGACCUAAUACACCGUGACUCACCACUCUCCCCGCUGUACAACCCUCUCGAAACCACAUUCGAUCGGUUAUACAACGCUUAUAACCGCUCCUUCUCUCGCAUCAAUCGUUUCAAGCCGAUGUAUUCCAAGGCGUUUCAGUCGGAUAUAGUGUCGAACGGCGGAGAAUAUUUCAUGCAAAUUUCCAUCGGAACUCCACCGGUUUCGAUUCUCGGAAUAGCUGAUACCGGCAGUGAUCUCACGUGGGUGCAGUGUAAGCCUUGUGAUGAAUGUUACGAGCAGAAGUCUCCUCUGUUUGAUCCCACGAAAUCGUCUACGUACAAGAGCGUUCAAUGUGGGACUGAUCCUUGCAAUGCAUUGGAUGGCUCGGACAGAGUCUGUGAUCCAGAGAAGAACACUUGUAAAUACAGCUACUCCUAUGGAGACCGCUCCUUCACCAAAGGUAGCAUUGCUCUCGAAAAUUUCACCAUCGGUCCGGUUUCGUUCCCGAACCUCGUGUUCGGCUGUGGACACAAUAACGGCGGCACGUUCGAUAAUGUAGGUUCCGGUAUCGUCGGCCUCGGGGGAGGUCCCCUUUCUCUAGUCAAACAAUUGGGGAAGUCCAUCAAUGGGAAAUUUUCCUACUCUCUGCAAGCAUACGAUUCGGCAUCGGAAUCGAGCGCAUUCAUAUUUGGCACUGCAAAGGAAUCAAAUGCUGUUACAAGUACAACUCCAUUAGUCCAAAGAGACCCUUCAACAUAUUACUACGUGACAAUAGAGGCCGUCAGUGUUGGAGAUAAAAGGUUACCCUACGGCAGCUUUACAUCUUCAUCGACAGCAGAGAAAGGCAACAACAAUAACAUCAUUAUCGACUCCGGGACGACAUUGACCUUCUUGCAGUCCGAGUUUUAUAACAGCCUCAAAUCGACAUUGGAGGAAGCGAUCAAAGCGGAACGAGUGAGUGAUCCCAAAGGGCUCCUCAGUCCAUGUUUCAAGGCCGAUCAGGACAUAGAUCUACCAACAAUCACGUUCCAUUUCGGCGGUGGCGCGGACGUGAAGUUGCAGCCACUGAACACAUUCGCACAACUCCAGGAAGACAUGGUGUGCUUCACCAUGGUACCAUCCAAUGACAUAGCCAUUUUUGGGAACUUGUCUCAGAUGAAUUUCUUGGUUAGCUAUGACCUUGAAGAAAGAACUGUGUCCUUCACGCCAACCGACUACACCAAUAAUCAUUAAGACUCUAUACAUAAAUACAUAAAUAAAAUGGUUGUUAUAUAUGAUGAGACAGUGAUAAUUAUGAGGUUAAUCUGUAGUUUACCUGUAACAGCGAUGGCAGCAGGCAUUAAAACAAGAAGCAUAAUUGAACUUGAAAGCCAUUUGUUUCUUCUUA
Molecule: messenger RNA, 1473 nt
Organism: Hibiscus syriacus
Lineage: Eukaryota; Viridiplantae; Streptophyta; Magnoliopsida; Malvales; Malvaceae
Product: probable aspartic protease At2g35615
Exons: 1
Coding region: 3-1319 (438 amino acids)
Biological process (GO): proteolysis
Cellular component (GO): extracellular region
Molecular function (GO): aspartic-type endopeptidase activity
Source: RefSeq, a predicted model, not a curated record